GCGGACUUUGUGAAGCAUUACAAAAACAUGGCCCUACCAAUAGCCACAUUUGAUGAGCAGGAGAGGAUCUGGAGUGGGGCAACGAGGACCUACACCUACAACCAUAAUACCUCCGUGGGUAAAAUAAUAUUUAAUACCAUGAGGACUUGGCCCAAGAAUGUGUGUCAGAUAAACGAAGCAGAUGGAGUAGAGACCACCUUUGAGCAAGCCCUCACUUGGGCCGUCAGGAUAGCCCAGUUCUUCAAGAAGCGAGGACUUGGUCACAAGGAUGUCAUAGGCAUCUCUAUUCAAAACUCCACCUACGCAAUGCCUCUGGGAGUGGCUUGCUUUCUGAAUGCAACACCCUUUCACUCUAUAAGCACUUUGCUAGACGAAGCCACCACUACCCAUGUGUUUUCCAUUACCAAACCAUCUGUGAUAUUCUGCGAUGGAGUUGACAUCCGGAAAAUUCAGGCAGCUACCGUGGAAUGGAACCCAGAUAUUUUUACCUUAACUGACCACAUUUCAGGAAUUCCCAGCAUCGAAACCCUCCUCGAUCCCACCUCCGCUGAGUGUGCUUACCAACCUGAACCCCUGAAGGAAGGUGGUGACCAAACUGUGGCGAUUCUGUGCUCCUCGGGAACAACAGGCUUGCCAAAGGCUGUGUGUAUCUCUAACAACUACCUUUUAGGUGACACAAUGAUGGCCACCAAUGAAAUGUCCAUCUUUACGCCCAGCUGCCUGGACUGGCUGACUGGCCUGGUGACCUUCAUGUUCAACACGCUCUCCGGCUGCACUCGUAUCAUAAGCAACAAGCUCUUCACGCCAGAGUAUUUCCUGAAAAUGGUGGAGAAGUACAAGAUCAACAUUGCUGUUUUGCCGCCCAGAUAUCUCUCUGCCCUAGUGACCUGUCCAGAUGCCACUCCUGAGGCACUGGCUUCCAUUAUGAAUGUGCACUUCACCGGAGGCUGGGCUUCCAAUGCCACUUUGCAGAAGGUCCAGAAUCUGUGCAAGAAUGCGCUCUUAACCUGUGGCUAUGGAAUGACCGAGAUGGGAAUUGUUACGGCCAAUGCAGGACUUGUCAAUCUUUCUUCUGUUGGCAAACCCGUUCCAGGUGCCAGGAUGCGCAUCGUGGAUGAGGAGGGAAAGAAUCUGACAUACAACCAGGUGGGUGAGCUGUAUGUUCACACAAAUCGAGUAUGGAAUGGUUACUAUGGAAAUCCGGAGGAGACUCGUAACCUGCAGGACUCUGACGGCUGGUACCACACCGGGGAUCUGGGCUACUUCGAUGAGCAGAACUUCCUCUACAUUGUGGAUCGUAAGAAAGAGAUGCUGCGCUACGAAAGCCUUAGCUACUUCCCUACCGAGAUCGAGAGCAUCAUCUCGCGGAUGCCCCAGGUGCAGGAUGUGUGUGUGGUUGGCAUCUACGAUGAAAGGAUUGGCGAUGAAGCUGGUGCCUUGGUGGUGAGGAUCCCAGGUUCCCAGGUGAGUGCCCAGGACAUUAUUGACUAUGUGGCCAAGCACUUGCCUGCCAAGGAGAAGCAGCUUCAUGCCGGAGUCCAGUUCAUCGACAAAUUGCCGAGUAAUGCCAAUGGCAAGACCUUGCGCAAGGCCGCACGAGAUGUAUUUAUUGCCAAAAAAGGGGCUCGCAAUUGAGACAUAUAAACCAUAUUAAUCUUAACGCUAGAAAGCUUUUUUUAUGAAUGAAAUUCCUUAUCGGGGAAGUCUUUCUAUAUACUAUAUGUUGAUAAGAAAACUACUUAUAAACCGAAACCAAAGGCUGUCGAGAUAGUAAAAAAUGUAAACAAAAACUAAAGUGUUAUAAACUGAUAAGAGAAAAGAGCAACUGAA
Molecule: messenger RNA, 1830 nt
Organism: Drosophila kikkawai
Lineage: Eukaryota; Metazoa; Arthropoda; Insecta; Diptera; Drosophilidae
Biological process (GO): fatty-acyl-CoA biosynthetic process; long-chain fatty acid metabolic process
Molecular function (GO): long-chain fatty acid-CoA ligase activity
Source: RefSeq, a predicted model, not a curated record